AUGGCUGGGAGGAACAUUGGAGUCGCAGUGGACUUCUCAUCAUGCAGCAAAGCAGCUCUGCGAUGGGCAUCAACGAACCUUCCCAGGAACGGUGAUAAACUCAUACUCAUCCAUGUGAACAAUUCCUAUCAGAAUGAGCAGGGCUCUGUUCAUCUCUGGGAGCAGAGUGGUUCCCCACUCAUCCCUCUGGCCGAGUUCUCAGAUGUCACCAGGACAUAUGGUGUAUCACCGGACAAGGAGACAAUUGAGAUCCUCACUCAAGUGGCAAAUCAAAGAGGGAUUGAAGUCUUUGCAAAGAUAUUCUAUGGUGACCCUGCAAAGAAGCUCUAUGAAGCAGUUGACCUGGUUUCCCUUAGCUGCAUGGUUAUCGGGAGCAGAGGACUAAGCACGCUCAAGAGGGCUCUGAUGGGGAGCGUGAGCACCUAUAUUGUGAACCACGCGGCCUGCCCUGUGACGGUUGUGAAGGAGAACAUGUAG
This is a messenger RNA of Miscanthus lutarioriparius, 477 nucleotides long. The record is from the annotation of a GenBank genome assembly. NCBI's taxonomy places the organism in Eukaryota, Viridiplantae, Streptophyta, Magnoliopsida, Poales, Poaceae.